CUUGACUAGUUUAAUUGGCUUUAGCCAUUAAUCAACUAUGAGGCAACAAAUAUCUCCAAUUCUCGCCUCACUGGCAAAUGUCUUCAGAAUACCCCUUCGUCCGUCCGUCCAAGCUCUCGUGAACCACACCUGUCGUGAAGCAUUAGCGCAGGAUUGUUACCGAUCAAAAGUGCUUCAAUCUAGCCGGUCAUUCACAUCCAGUGCUCCUCUUGAAAAAAAAGGCCGAGCUAAAGCAGACAAGAGAAUCACCCUUAUCCGCUACUUUCUCUACCAUCCUCUCACCCCGCGCCCCCUCCGCUUCUCUCGCGACCGCUACCUCCGCCAUUGGACCAUCCAUCGUGCCUGGAACCUGUACCAGGCCAAACGCCGUGCCGCCAGAGAUCUGGAGCUCGAACGCAUGUAUACUAGCAUGCGCAAUGCGUGCGAAGAGCUACGUACAGGCGUGGGAGAUGGGGGCUAUUUGUUUCGGGUUUCAAUGCAUAAGAAAGGCGUGUUUACGGAUGGGGUUCCGAUUGAAUACGGGCGAUUACAGACGGAGACGCCGAGUCGAGAAGGAUGGAAUUAUGAGUGGAAGAGAUGAGGUAGCCUUUUCGGCUUUUUGGUCCAGGCUAGGAUGGUGAGGGUUGAUUUGAACCCUCGUUUACUGGUUUUGUGGAAUUGAGGACAACCCGUGUGUGUGAGGGAGAGAUGCGACAAAUUGUCGUGCUGCGGCGGCGGGAGGAGAUUCGUCUAUCCCUUGAUCAAUUUGAGCCGCGUGUCCGUUAAGAGCUUCCAUGUUAUAUUUUGAGGUUGCCGGCUGUUUAUCGGAGUAUUUUAAUAUAUAGGCAAA
Molecule: messenger RNA, 829 nt
Organism: Coccidioides posadasii C735 delta SOWgp
Lineage: Eukaryota; Fungi; Ascomycota; Eurotiomycetes; Onygenales; Onygenaceae
Product: mitochondrial 54S ribosomal protein mL40
Biological process (GO): mitochondrial translation
Molecular function (GO): structural constituent of ribosome
Source: RefSeq, a predicted model, not a curated record